Aphidius gifuensis is the source of this 2036-nucleotide messenger RNA. RefSeq lists its product as uncharacterized. The transcript has 6 exons. The record is from RefSeq and is a predicted model, not a curated record. Bases 483 to 1973 code for a protein of 496 amino acids. Gene Ontology annotation, biological process: SCF-dependent proteasomal ubiquitin-dependent protein catabolic process. Lineage: Eukaryota; Metazoa; Arthropoda; Insecta; Hymenoptera; Braconidae. Gene Ontology annotation, cellular component: SCF ubiquitin ligase complex.
UUAUUAUUAUUAUCAUUAUAAACAAUCUGUCAAAUAUAGAAAAUUUGUAAAUAAAAAAUGGAUUUAUCAAAAAUUAUUAAUGAAAAAAAAUUAUAUCUUUGUCGAUGGCAUUUUCAAAGUGGAUUUGCAUUAUUACUAUUUCUCUGGGCAGUUAAUUCAGUUUGGUUUUUAAAAAAAGCAUUUGUUGUUCCAGCAUAUAAUAAACAAAAAGAAAUUAAUGUUUUUUUUUUUGAUAAUGUUGGUGGUGUUGGAUUACUGAGAGAGCAACAACAACAUAAGACAUAUAACCUUUGGAUAACAUAGAAGACCUCCAUGCACAUUGCACAUGUUCAAAUUGACUUGCUGAACCAACUUUAUCAAUAGUCAUUACUCUGCUUUAUACACGGUAACUUCAUUAGACAUUUAUAUUUAACAAGUUGGUGCAGAGAUUAAACACCAUUCUAUUUACGUGCAUUGGAAAAAAGAUUAAUCGAAAAUAAAAUAUGAAGUCUAAUCCAAGUGAGAUGAAUAUGGAGAUCACGGAGGUUGAUUUGAGUGAAACUGAAUGGAAAAAUAGAUUUCUUGCAAUUGUCGAAGAAGCGCGCAGUGAAAAUGUGAGAUUAUUCGAUAAAAAUUAUCUACGUAAUUUUAUAAUGAAUACUCACCAAGAAAAUGUUGAUGCUGAUGAUGUUGAUGAUAAAAAUGAACGACUUUUUAAUCGUUCUGAACAUAUUGAUCCUAAAAAAGAAAAAAUAAUAAUAGCACGUCGUAAGAAGCUUAUGUCCCAGAUGAGUCAUAUUUUUGAUACUCAACCACGUUUCAAACAAAUAUGCAAACAUUAUAGAAACAAAUUUGUUUCUUCAGGCUUUACAACAUAUGUUUUUCGUAAUACCCAAGAUGAAAAAAAAUAUAAUCAUCCAGUACAUGAAUUACAUGAAGAAUCAAAUGAUUUAAAAUAUAUAAUUGAUCUUUGUGGAUUUAAACUAACUUGCUUAGAUGCAACAAGACAUUGUUUUUCUCAAGUGAUGCCAUUGAUUAACAAUAACUGUCCAAAUCUUAGACAACUUCAGUUAGCAUUUAAAGAAAUAAACAGUGAAGAUUUUGUAAAUGCUUUUUCUAACAUGUUGAGUCUCCGAGGACUGGUAAUUAAAUGGAGUUGUAAAACACCUUUACCAACGACUUUGAUUAGAUCAUUAGAACAAAUUGGUGGAACCUUGACAUAUUUAUUUCUUCGAAAUAAUUGUAUGCAAAAUGAUAUUUUCUUACCAGAAUCAUCGGCGUUGGUUUUUCCUCAAUUAAUUGCUUUAAAUAAAUUAUGUAUAUGUGGUUUUAAACUACGUCAAUCAUCACUUGAGGCCAUAGGUGAAAUGAAAAAUUUAGUUAAACUAGGACUAUCGCCUGGCUUGCUAAAUACUUAUUCAGUGUGUGAUGAAAAAAUGAAUAUGUAUCCAAUUGGCAAUUUAAAAACUCUGAAGCAUUUACAGAUUUCUUGGGAUUGGAAUGCUACAGAUAAAUUUUUGAUAAACCUUUGUAAUAAUGCUAAGCAAUUACAAACAUUACAUAUAGUUGGUACAAAUAUAACAGAUAAUGGUAUAAUUGCACUUGAUAAGUUGAAACAAUUAGAUUCCUUGAAUCUUGGUUUAUCUGAUUCUUGGUAUGAUAAUACAAUUAAACGAGAAAAUAAGUUUAUCACUGACAAAUCAAUUAGUUGUUUACAUAAUGAAAAAUUGAGCUAUUUGUCUUUAUCAAAUUGCAUUAAUAUCACGAAUAGAUCAGUGAUUAAAUUUAUUGAAAAUUUACCAAAUUUAACAUUGUUAUCUAUUGAAAAAACAAAUGUAACUAUUGACGUUGUUGACGAAAUACCUAAAUCAACAGAAUAUCGUGAAAAACCAUUAUUUGUAUUUGUUUCUUUUAAAGAUCAUACUGGUACUUUUGAAUCAGCAACACAAUCAUUUAAUAUUCAUUUUGAGACUCCAUCUGAAUAUAAUAAUUAAUUAUAAUUAAUAACAUAUGACUUUAUAAAAAUUUGAGAAUAAAAAAAAAUGCUUUAAUUUGAA